Drosophila guanche is the source of this 3189-nucleotide messenger RNA. RefSeq names its product protein O-mannosyl-transferase TMTC1 (gene Tmtc1). The coding region runs from base 497 to 3046 and encodes 849 amino acids. Gene Ontology annotation, biological process: protein O-linked glycosylation via mannose. NCBI's taxonomy places the organism in Eukaryota, Metazoa, Arthropoda, Insecta, Diptera, Drosophilidae. The record is from RefSeq and is a predicted model, not a curated record. Gene Ontology annotation, molecular function: protein binding; mannosyltransferase activity. The transcript is spliced from 7 exons. Gene Ontology annotation, cellular component: endoplasmic reticulum membrane.
CUCAGUUGUUCGAAUCGCGUGGUUGAUGGUGGAUUCGUCCGGCUUCGGUUUUCGCCGGGUCCGUUAAAGCUGCGAAUUUACGAGUUUGAAGCACGUGUGAGAAGAGUCGUACGGUCGACCUCAAACUUACUAUUCUCCCAAAGAAGAGACUAUGCAAAUAUAUGCAGCAUAAAUUAAAUCGAUUUUCAUAAGUCCGCACAAGAUUCAGACUAAAGUCGAAAUAUUACGCAUAUUACAAUAAUUGCUGUACUGCCCACCACACUCGCACACAAACACCCCGGAGUGCUUUGUUUGUGUGCUCUGGCGACAUCUGUUUUCAGGAGUGUGUGUGCGAAUCCAAUUUCCGCCGUACCCGGCUUUCAGCAGCGUUUAUCCGCUGCGCCGGGGUGGCCCAGAUUUUAAUUGCGUCGCCAUCCCCAUCGCGUUCUUCCCUCAAGUUCAGGGCCGGGACGGGAAACCACUGCAAACGGAAAAUAAAUCAGUGAAUGGCUAAAGCAUGGUGGGCCAGGACUACACAGCGCUCGCUGGCUGCUUCGCAUUGGCUUUUGUUCUGUACCUAAACACAUUUAACGCUGGAUUUGUCUACGAUGACAGGCGUGCCAUCUUGGCCAACGGCGACGUGACAGGAGCGCGAACAUUGGCGGGGAUUUGGAGGAAUGAUUAUUGGGGCACUCCACUGGCGGACAGUGGCUCCCACGGCUCCUGGCGCCCGCUGUGUGUGCUCAGCUUCCGUCUCAACUUCCUGGCGGGUGGGCUGGCGGCCACUGGCUACCACGUAACCAACGUGCUGCUCCACUGCCUGGCAACGUGGCUGGUGGUGCUCGUGGGCCGUACCCUGCUCCCAAGCCGUGCCGGAGUCCUGGCCGCGGGCGCCCUCUUCGCCGCACAUCCCGCACACACGGAGGCUGUUGCCGGCCUGGUCGGUCGUGCCGAUCUGGCGGCUUGCGUCUGCUAUCUGCUCACGUACCUGACCUAUCAGCGGCACAUGCGGAGCCGGGAGUGGAGCUCCCUGACGCUCACCCUGCUGCUCGCUCUGGCCGCGCUGCUCUGCAAGGAGACGGCCAUCACGGCCGUGCUGCUCUGCGGACUUUGCGACGUGCUGCGUGGCCUGGAACACGCCGAUAAGGUGAGUGUCUUACUCUUAUCAACAUUACUGCUUUCCAGGAUGCUUAUUUAUCAUCUCCCUUCAAUCUCCUUUCAGUACCGCCUUCGCUCGCUGUGCAUUCUAAGCGUCUUCCUAUUUUGUUCGCUUUACUGCCGUUUGAGCCUGCUGCCCCGACCUGCCACACCCUUUGCGGCCGCCGAUAAUCCGACGGCCCACGAGGCGUGCUGGUGGACACGGACUCUGACUUUCCUGUACCUGCCAGCGGCGAACUUCCGGCUGCUGCUGUGGCCGCAGGUUCUCAGCUUCGACUGGGGCAUGGAGGCCGUGCCGCGGAUCAGAACGCUGUGGGCGGCGCGGAACCUGCUGAGUGUCGCAUUUUACGGCUCUCUGCUGGCCGUGGUCUGGCGGGGCGCCCGUUUUCGCUCGUGCUCCCCCGUGGACUAUGCGGCUGUGGCAAAUAUUUCGCUGCCGCUGCUGAGGCGCAUUGGAAGCAACAGCUGCCACACCUGGCUGGGCCUGGCCUGCAACUGCCACCAUCAACUGGCGCAGCAAUCCCGAUCCGUGCAAAGUCCGCAGUCGACUGGAGGCACUGCAGGCAGCAGUUCCUCCUCGUCGGUGCCUCUGAUGGGUGUGGCCUUCCUGGUGCUACCCUUCCUGCCAGCCAGCAAUUUGCUUUUCCACGUGGGAUUCGUGCUGGCCGAGCGCCUGCUUUACCUUCCCAGCGUGGGCUACUGCCUGCUCUUCGGCUAUGGCUUCGGCAAGCUGUGGCACCGCUCCAAGGGCUCCUCUAGGACGCUGCUCCUCUGCUGCCUGGCCGUGCUGCUGGCCGCCUUCAGCCUACGCACCGUGCGCCGCAACCUGGACUGGCGGGACGAGGAGCAGCUCUACCGAAGCGCCAUUCCCGUGAACCCACCCAAGGCUCUGGGCAAUCUGGGCAGCGUCCUGAGUGCCCACGGACGCUAUGAGGAGGCGAAAGUGGCUCUGAGGGCGGCCAUCGCACAUCGGCCCCACAUGGCGGAUGCGCACUUUAAUCUGGGCGUUGUGCAUCAGAAACAGCUCAACUUCAGCUCGGCUGUCUCCAGCUACCGGCGGGCCAUUGGACUGCGGCCACAGCUGGCCGUUGCAUUCCUGAACCUGGGCACAUCCCUGCUGUCCCUGAACAGUCAGCAUGCGGAAGCCGUCUCCGUCUUCCGGUCUGGAGCGCGACUUGAGGGGCAUGGAGUGCGAGAUCGCGUGGCCCAUGAAGAUGCACGCUAUGCCUGCUACCUGCAACUCAGUUCCCUGCUGCGCUCUAGGAACAGACUACAAGAAUCAGCGGCAAUGCUGACGGAAGCGCUGGACGCGCUCUCUCAGCCACGACAGGACCAGCGAGCGACGCUACAUUUUCGCUUGGGCGAGAUCUAUGCGGAGUUGCAACAUUGGGAGGAGGCUGAGCGGCACCAGCGAUUGGCCAUGCAGCUGCAACCACAGCACGGUGCUGCCUAUGUGACCUUUGGCCAGACGCUGGCUAGGAAUAACAGUCGCCAUGCAGAGGCGGAGCUCUGGUUCAAGCGGGCCCUACAGACAGCACCCUUGGAGCCCAGCUCCCAUCAUUACUAUGCUGAUUUCCUGGAGCAGCAAGAUCGUUACCAGGAGGCACUCAGCCUCCGUCUGAGGGCUGCCGCUUUGGCGCCCAAGGACUAUGCCCUGUCUUCCGCCGUGGCCGAUGCACUGCGCCUGCUGAACCGCUUGAUCGAGGCGGAGCUGUGGUACCGCAAAGCGGUCAGCCUCCAGCCGCUGGCAGCCCACGCGCACGCCAAUCUGGGUGCCAUUCUGCAGAUGCGCGGCUUAAGGCACGAAGCUGUCAAUAGCUAUCGCAGGGCCCUGGAACUGCAGCCAGGACAUGCCACCAGUCGGGCCAAUCUGGCGAGAAUGAAGUCGGGCAUGGACACCAACACGUAGCACUGGCCUCCAGGCAGGUCAGGGCAGAGCUUUACUUGUUGAGAUUAGCAGCAAAUAUUUGUAGAUAGCAAUUGAAGGAACUGAACUUGAGAUUAAUGAAGGGACUGCUGGGAGUCCAAUAUAUUUUUGAAAUAAAUGCUUGA